Molecule: messenger RNA, 1044 nt
Organism: Metarhizium brunneum ARSEF 3297
Lineage: Eukaryota; Fungi; Ascomycota; Sordariomycetes; Hypocreales; Clavicipitaceae
Gene: aes
Product: Acetyl esterase
Molecular function (GO): lipase activity
Source: RefSeq, a predicted model, not a curated record
AUGAAACUACCGGAAUACCCCUACGGCUACUCGCAGGCGGCGGAGCUGGACUCUAGAAUCCGGAUGCCACGCCCGCCCAUCGACCCGACGCUCGCACCCAUCAUCGACUCAUACCUGCUCCCCGAGGAACUGGAUCUCGGCUUCAUGCGCGGCCUGCCAUCCUCGGACGGAGAUGACCAAGCCCCGUCGUACAAUGCUGGCACCAUUACAGACGGGCGGCCACACCUCAAGCACACGGAGCAUCGCGUCCCCGGGCCCGACGGCAACACAGUCAUCGUGUCCGCGUUCGCGCCCAAGGAGCCCACGUCGGGCGCGCUACCAGCCGUGUACUACAUGCACGGGGGAGGCAUGGUGUCGGGCGACCGCUUCGCCGGAGUCGACGAGCUGCUCCAUCUCCUCGCGGGCAUCGAGUGCGUCGUCCUGUCGGUCGAGUACCGCCUCGCGCCCGAGACGCGCGCCCCAGGCCCAGCCGAGGACUGCCACGCCGGGCUCGCGUGGGCGUCGGGCCACUCGUCACAGCUGGGCAUCGACCCGGCGGCCAUGGUGGUCGUCGGCGUGUCCGGCGGCGCGGCCCUGGCGGCGGCGACGUGUCUCAUGGCCCGGGACAGGCAGUCUCCCGCGACGCCCGUCCGCGCGCAGAUGCUGCUGUCGCCCAUGCUGGACGACCGCUGCCGGAGCGUCUCGGACCAGCAGUUCGAGUACGGCAGCCCGUGGUGCGGCGUCACGAACCGCGCGGCCUGGGCGCACGUUGUCGGCGACGAGGCCCGGGGGUCCGCCGGCGUCUCGCCGUAUCAGUCGCCGGCCCGCGAGCGCGACCUGUCCCGUCUGCCCCAGACCUACGUGGACGUUGGUGAGUGCGAGGUAUUUCGCGAUCCGGCUGUGAGGUUUGCCGCGGACAUGUGGCGGUGCGGCUCGACGUGCGAACUGCAUGUCUGGCCGGGGGCGUUUCACCUGUUUGAUGGCAUGGAUAACCCUGGCGUGGCGCUUAUCCGCGCCGCCAUUGCGUCGAAGCAGGCCUGGCUGAGGAGGAUUGUGCAGCAAUGA